Pelobates cultripes (western spadefoot toad) is the source of this 13637-nucleotide messenger RNA. NCBI's taxonomy places the organism in Eukaryota, Metazoa, Chordata, Amphibia, Anura, Pelobatidae. The record is from the annotation of a GenBank genome assembly.
CAGGGGACUGCUAAGAUCAGCAUUGCACUAACAAGUAACAAUAAAACAACCUUCGAGAAGGGAUGACCGUGCUUACCUAUGGCAGAUUUUGUAUUUCUACUGCUUGUUAGAGCUGCUCUCUGUCUUAUAACCCCAGUAAGAGGUAAAUUCUCUCAAAUGAUUUUAAUCUCUACUAACAGAUUAUUUCUGUUAUGUGCAAAUCCACCGUAUUGUUUGUCUAGUAAGGUGUAGAUCAUGAUUUCCAGUGCAAGAGGGUAAAAAGUCUGUUAUAUGCUUACUCUUAUUGAUUAUUGUAUCGAGGACAUGUGGUAUGUUUUUAUAGUGCUUUGUAAGUGCAGUGUGUGUGAACUGAUUACAAUUUGUAUAUGAAUAUAUAGAUAAUAUUAUUAUAUUAGUAUAUUAUAUACUCUAUACUAUAUAAUAUAUAUUGUAGCAGUAAUAUUCCAAUACAAUAUAUCAUGUCACUAAAAUAAAAACAAAUAUAUCACGUGAAACCUGAUUUGAAAUUGUUUAAUUCCUUCAUAAUUUAAUAUCUGUCUGCCCCAUCUCUGUCCCUCUCUCCCCCUCCUUCCCUCUCUCCCCCCCUUCUCUGUACUACGCUGUGCUCUCUCUGUGGGAGAACCUGUUAUUUAUAUUAAGAGUAACUCACUGUAUUUUAUAUACGUCGAUGAUCAUUUUGUGCUGAAAUUGUCUUUGAAAGUAAUUUAUUGGGUUAUAUACAAAAGUGAGAGUUCCAAGUGAAUUUCAAAUGGAAGAUUAAUUGCCGAAUUGGAAAAAAAAAGAGUCAGGUCUGCUUUCAAUUCAGAUACUGUGGCCUUUUUUUUAAAAUUCACUUUGAAUUAUCAUUAUAGUAAAUAACCCUGUAAAUGUUUCUUUCCCUCCCUCCUCCUUUUACUGUACAAAAGAGAGGGAGUGUCCGUUAUCUUGAUAGAGGGACAAUUGUAGCUUUAGAAACUGGAAUUGUACUUAUUCCUUUAGAGGGUCUCUGAGUGCUUCCUUUUUUCUUGGAUUUUUGCUAUCAUAGGUGUUCUUUUAGUGCCCACGUAUUAAGAAUGUCAUCCCACUUGCUUCUGAAAGAUGAUACAUGCCAGGAAGUAGUAUCUCAAACAUCCAUCCAACCAUUCAUCUCUCCAGCUAUCCAUCCAUCCAUAUUUCCAUCUAUCGAUCCAUCCAUUCACCCAUCCAUCCAUCCAUCUACCCAUCCUUCUAUCCAUCCAUCUAUCCACCCAUCCAUUCACUCAGCCAUCCAUCUACCCAUCCAUCUAUCCAUCCAUCUAUCCACCCAUCCAUUCACUCAGCCAUCCAUCUACCCAUCCUUCUAUCCACCCAUCCAUUCACUCAGCCAUCCAUCUACCCAUCCUUCUAUCCAUCCAUCUACACACCCAUCCAUUCACCCAUCCUUCUAUCCAUCCAUCUAUCCACCCAUCCAUUCACUCAGCCAUCCAUCUACCCAUCCUUCUAUCCACCCAUCCAUUCACUCAGCCAUCCAUCUACCCAUCCUUCUAUCCAUCCAUCUAUCUAUCUAUCCACCUACCCAUGCUUUUAUCCAUCCACCCAACCACCCUCCCACCCAAUCCAUCCAUUUGCCCACCCACCCAUCCAUCUACCCAUCCUUCUAUCCAUCCAUCUAUCCAUCCACCCAUCCUUCUAACAUCUAUCUAUCCAUCCUUCUAUCCAUCCAUCUAUCCAUCCACCCAUCCUUCUAUCCAUCCAUCUACCCAACCUUCUAUCCAUCUAUCUAUCCAUCCACCCAUCUAUCUAUCCAUCCACCCAUCUAUCUAUCCAUCCACCCAUCCAUCUAUCUAUCUAUCUAUCUAUCUAUCUAUCUAUCUAUCUAUCCAUCCAUCUAUCUAUCUAUCCAUCCACCCAUUCACACGUAGAAGCCUUCCUGGUCAUUACCCACCCAGCCGCCAUCCAAUGGCUUGCAAUCCCUAGAAUAUUUGUGUAACAUAAGGUUUGUGGACUCCACAGAGUGGAAUGCCCCAUGAAUUAUUAGUGAAUCACUUCCCUAACUGUGAAAGAGAGAAGUUGCUGCGAGGCCCACGUUUAACACAUUAAUGGCCAAUGGCACAGGGAAUAGGAAGGUUGUAAAAUGUUAUUUCAGGUUUUUAUUGAAAAUUUCUGUAAAUUCUUCCAUCCAUCCCUUAUCUGUUAGGUAACUCAGUCAAAGCUGGCAUGGAAAAGGUGUUCCCAUGGUGGCUAAUUUGGCCUAAAACUCACAACUCUCUGCUGAAUUUGCAACAAUGUUCGCAUUAGUAAAUAACCCUGAGUUAGAUUUUAAAAGUUUCAAUGUGUUUCUUUGCUUAAAUUUUUUACAAAAUGUAAUUUAAACACAAUAACGCCUAUUAACCUUCAUAAAUGCUGGAGAGGAACCCAACCCACCCAUUGGAAACCAAGGGGCCGUUGGGUUUAAAAGCUGGGUAUAUUUUUGAACCUUCUUAGAUGCUCUUUUCUCAGUCAGUUGAAUUAAACGAGAGCAUGGCUGUUUCUUUAUGUUUAAGGUUUUAACGCCAGCCCUAACAGUUACUGCUAUACUGUAUCACGGUCUGGUAGUUGUUCUUUUCCUGUGACAAUACGUUUACAUAAUUUACAGCAACAGUGAAGAGAAGUGUGGAAACCAGAGUUUCUUCUGUUUCCCUUCAUCACAUCCUCUAUACGUAGUGUUUGUAAGUGGUGGAACAGUCUCGUUGCAGGGAGAUUCAGUAGCAUGAUAUUCUGUGAGGGCAUCAUGCAAUGCCUUAGCACGGGGUUACGAUGGGUGCGUUCGUUUAUUACUUACAUUGUGUUAACCAGUGGAAUGAAACUGGGGAUAGUAAGGGAUGGGGUGUGAGAAGUCGGUCGAGGAUGAUUGCUCCUUGUAUAUCUACUGGAACAAAAAAAACCUUUAUGUCACACCUCCCAAGUGUCCCUGUUUAGGAGGGACAGUCCCUAUUUUUGCCCCAAACCCUCUGUCCCUUUUUUCUAUGAAAUCCACAUUAUACGAAUAUAUAACAGAGCUCCACAGCAAUAAAACUCCCAGUAAUGUGUCUUUAAACUACAAUAAAUGUGUCUAGAAAUCAGUCUGUGUAAAUAAGAUACAUUGUUAUAAAUGACAUUUUAGUUCUAUAAGUUGUUAUUAGAAAGUCACCUAAAAUUUCUCAAAACAGCCCGGUGCUGGAGUCCACCCCCAAAAGUGAAAUUAAAAGGAUUGGUUUGAAGAGCAGUUGAGAUCACAGGGCAACCACGGAUAAGUCAUCACAUAUAUGGAUGAAGAGGUCACAUAUUGAGUGGACUGAAAGAGGGAUAUCUGGGGUAAAUGGGGGAUGGGGAGGUAACAAAAGGUUGAGAAGGGUGUGUGUAGUGAGUGUGCACAGUCUCCCUAUGGCUAUAACUGGAAUUGCAGGAUUGGCUGAACAAUCUCAGCCUUGUUCUGGUGCCUGCUAAUGACAGUGCAGCUGGUUAUGUCUUUAACAUUUCUUAAAGUAUUUCAGUAAUCCUGAUUGCCAUUUGUUUUGAUCUUACAAAUAUUGAAAACAUUUCUAGUAAAUUAUCUAGGGAUAAAAUAAAAAUAAAAAUAUCAAAAUUAACAUUGGAUUUACUGAAAGAGGGGACCUGGGGCUACUAAACAAUAUUUUUUAUGUGGGUGUAUACAUACAAUAAUGUAUUGUUUAUGUAUGUGUAUAUUAUGUUAUUCAACGCGUUGCAUAUUAGUUAUAUAUGUUAUACUGGUUUUAUAUCUAUACUGGGCCUAAAAUGUGAAGUCCUACUGCUAGCCAGCCUUAAAAGUUACUGCAAGCCUUCGCAUACAUCAGGAAAAAAACAACAACAAUAAAGAGAGCUAUGUAUUUAAGACAACAGCAACAUUACUCAGUAUUGAGAACCUCAGCAUAACCACGAUGGGUGAUGUUCUACUCUCUAGGGCUAACUUGUAACGCUGGCUCCCUCCCUAGGAGUUUUAUCACUUUUCAUUCUUUUUAUCAAGGUUUCCUGAUGUCUAUAGGUUAUAUUUGUGUUUGUAUGAUUAACUUGUGCUGGGAGUUUGAAUUUCAAAUACUUGCAUUAGACCAGGAAACGUGGGUAAUUGAAACGUGAUUUGCAUAUUUUCGGUUAGAAAAUGUCAAAAUUGUAAAAUGAUCCAACUGCUGUUUUAGGCUGAAAUUUACAGCUGCCUUGUCAUGAUCUGAGAGUUCCCUCUUUAAUUCUGUCAUUUACAGAAACUUGCUCAAAGCAAACGAGAUUCAAUUUCCUUACUGGCACUCUGUUUCAGAAAACUGGAUAUUCAAAGAAACAUGGCAAGCACCAUAACUACUACAGCAUGAUGUAGUGUUUAUGGUCCUAGGCGUGCCCCGAUGCACCCACAAUGUAAAGAGACUAGCUGUUUAAAUAACGGUUUGACUUCUUACCUUUUUGCCUGCUUACUCUACACCUCCUGUCUGCUAGAAGCUCUAUUUAUUGAGCUAAGCAUGGCUUUGCAGGGCCGAGCUCAUUGGCUGAGAGUGAUCAACUGAUGCUCUCAGCCAACGAGCUGGCCUUGCACUGCAGGACUCAGCUCCGGAGAGCUUAUGGAUAAUCCAAAGCUACUGGUGGAGAGGAGGUGUAGAGUGGCACCUGGAGUCAGCGUGCCAUUCAGACAGCCUCUAGUGGCUUCAGGACAAACUAGAUUCAUUAAUUGAAUCUGUUAUAAAUUAGACAUCAGCCUGCAGAACACUUCGACCCUGGACUCUGGGUGUGAGUCCACAACUUCUCUGUGACAAGCAUUGAAUUCAAUGAUUCUCAUAGACAAGAACUGAAUUGGUGGAUCAUGGAGACGGCACACAUGCGCUGCAUGUCUGCUCUAUGACAAGCAUUUCACUGGACAAGAGCCGCAAGUCCUGAUGACAUCACAGUAGGAGGACCAGGCUGCGGUGAAUGGAUUUGCAGCAAAGCUGACUUGUGUUUUAAUUUUUUUUACAAAUAAUUCUAAAUCCACUGUGUCUCUCCUUGUAGCUGACAGCCUCUCUGCUCCUGAAGAUGUGUACUAUGAAAACGAUUUUUUAACAUGGACUCCUGCCGAUUCUAACAUAGACGGCAAUUCGUAUGAAGUGGAGUAUUCUGGGUAAGAUCCCAUUAAUACCUUGCUGCUUCCAACAUCUGCACACUCCUAACAGCACGUUUUUAUAUCGAUAUAUGUAUUUAUUUAUUUUUGCAUACAAGAUUUAUUUUAGCGUUAGAUUUUGCCAAAAUAUUUCUCUUUAUUCUUUUUUAUGUUUUUAAUCCAUUGUACAGCCCAUCAGAAUGAUGCGGUGCUUCAUACAAAAUAACUAACAAAUAUGACGUGAAUAUUUCUUUGUAUUUUGGGCAUUGACUUUCAGUAUAUGAUACAUACCUGUUUUCCAGUAGAUUUCCUCGGUUUUCUAAAUAAUGACAGUGAAACAGUGUGAACUGUGUAAAUCGGGGGAGAAACAUGAUCCACUGAGAGUCAGCUAAUGUCCUCCUGUUUUCCUUGGCUACUGCCUUGGGUUGUAGUGUUUUUGCCUCACCUUAACUGUUAUUAUGUGUGCUGUUUACAAUAGACUAUUUCCAAGCUCAGCUACGCCAAUUUAAUAGAAUUUCAAUCAGAGCAAUUAUUUGUUCUUUGCAUGGAUUAUUUUAGUUAAAUACUUUCUACCAUAUCUCCAGCUGUCCAUGCUGCGGUUGUGUUGCAAGGAGAGACAGGAUAUUUAAAUAGUUGUACAGGUCAUUGUUUGUUUAUUGAUAAAUCCCAUUGUACAAAGUAUGUCCUCCUAAUUAAGGGUUCAGUGUAUUCAUUGGGAACUUUGACCAUUGACAUUCAUUUUUAUUCUCCUCUUUCCAGGUAUGGGAGUGGAAUUUGGAAGCCUGUUCCUCAUUGCUCUCCUACUUUAAAUCUCACAUGUUACCUGGAAGUGAAGACUUUACCUGAAGCAGAAGGAUAUUAUGGGCGAGUCAGGACUAUCUCUGGGAAGCAAACAUCAAAAUGGGUGCAAACCGAACUCAAACUCAACUCAACAAACUCAAACUCUAAAUCGGACGAAGGUAAACUGGAUGUAGGCACUGACUGGAGUUUUGCCGUUGGUCUUUAAAGCAUUAAAUAGAAAUGCUUGAAGGGGCCAAAAAGCACCACAACAGCUACGGCGUUUAGUCUUUUGAUUCAACCCAUCUAUUAAAGAUAAACAUUUUGGAGCAGUUUGACAAAAACUGCAGCUCCCGAGCACUCUCAGACAAUCCAAUGUUGCCCAAGGUCCAAUGGCUUUGGACGGAUAAUGUAGAGGUAAAGCUUCAACAUCAAUUGGGCGGCAGUAAAGGGUCCAAGUUUUGGAUGCUGGGUAAUCAAAAAGGGUUUGACAAAUAAGAUGAGACUUCACCCAAAGUUUCACAGCAUCAUGUCAAUUACAAUGAGUUAUGUGUUGAUAAUGGUGCUUAGAUAAUGGUCCUCAAAAUAUAUAUAUAUUUCAAAUAAUUUCACAAUUUUUGUUGAAUUUCGCUUUUGAUUUUUCUACCGACUUUUUUUAGUGUGCGCUUACCACACUGGCUAUUGAGAAAAAGAUUGAUAAAAGUAUUGAUUGAUGAAAGAUUGAUGAAAGUAUGAGAAAAAUAUUAUUCUGUAAAAACAAAAAUAAUAAAUAAAUAAAUAAAUAAAAAGCUAAUAUAAGGGUUUAUUCAAUAAACAGAAUAUUGACAAGGAAGUCUCAAAAUUUAGGCUAAAACACUUAAUUUGAAAACAUUCUUAAGCUCAGCUUCAUUUUAUCAUGAUCCUAUGAAUUAUCUACAAUGUAUUGCUCAUUGGAGGUGUAUUAACUGAGCAACCAGUCAUGGUAAAAUUAAGGCUAAAUUAACUGACUUUUCUAAGUUUCUGUAAUCUGAUUUUCAAUUCACUAUAAUUCACUGUCUAGUGAAUAAACUCGGGUAUUUGUAUAUUGUUCUAAUUCCAUUUUCUCUUGCCAUCCAGGUGACAUCCUCUCCGUGCCACAGAAAGUGCACUUUGAGUUGGAGUUUUUUCCCCAUCUUUUAAAAUGGUCGCCUCCUAAUUCUACCACUGACAACAUUACAUAUGAAGUGCAGUAUAUCAGGUAAGGCAACAUUACACUCACACUUGGGCGUAAAAUCACUAAACAAAAAUCAUUGGCAAUAAAAAAAAUUUAAAAUUCUGAAAAGAAACCGGUUAAUGUUUUAGAACAUUUGCAAAUUGAUUGUCAACUUACCAUUGCGAUUUGAUGGAUUACCUACACAGCAUUUACCAUUUUGUUUUUACCUCUCACAAGGUAUGGGGGUUUAUGGGAACCUGUACCGCAUUGCUCUCCCACCUUCGAUCUCAGCUGUGACCUGACAGUAGAGACAUUACCUGAAGCUUUAGGAUAUUAUGGAAGAGUCAGGAGUGUCUCUGGGAACCAAACAUCGGAGUGGGUCCGAACAAAUCGCUACACAUCCAAAGAUGGUAAUUACGGAGGAGAAAGGAAAUAACUAUUUAGUGUUGUUUGGUCUUUCAUGGAAAAAGUACUUGUGAUGUUGUUGUUGCUCGGAUAAUUUCCAGAUUUAAUUAUAACAGGAGUAAUGCUUGUAUUUAAUUUCAAUCUAAAUAAAAGAGAAAUCAAAUAUACACUAACAGGGCUGUUCACUGAAAGGAUAAUUAAAAUUUAAUUUCAAAUGUAAGGCCAUAGAAACAUAGAUGACUUUUUGCUUCGACUGCUUCAGAAAUUCACUUUGAAUUCUCAUGUUAGUGAAUAAGCUUGAUACAAUUUAUAGCAUAUAUUUAAAGGAUUACUCCGAGCAUCAUAACAACUACAGCCCAGUGAAAUGGUAAUGGUUGUAAUGAUGCCAUAGUACCCUGGAGCCAUUUCCCAGUAAGAGGGUAAGCCAGGUGUUAAGCACUACCUCUUAUGCUGGCUGUAGAUGCCCAAAGCCAAUCCUGCUAUUCAUUCACACAGCAUCUUUGCAACAAGAUGACUUCAAAACACUGGAGUGGUCAUGGUGCUUGGAGUAACCCUUUCUCCGUCAGGUGUUCAUGUGCAUGUCAAUUAGAGAUAAAUUAGUGGAUAGUUCACCUGCAGGGUCAUAUCUUCAUUAUUACAAUGUUUAAAUAUGUAUUAUUAUAACAAAUAAGGACAACCAUUAGUUUAGACUUGUUUUGUUGGUUCAUUUUGUGGCCCAUUCCCAGCAACUACACUUAAUUUACCUCUCUGAGCAGUUGACUGACGGGGACAUGUGGCCAGUUAGCAAACCUCUUCACUGAGUUAUGCAGGGAAUCCAGGGAAAAAUAAGGAACAUCCUGAAUGAGCUAUCGAAAUGGGCUAUGUGUUGUUAUGACUACAGCAACACCGGAUUCUGUGCAUACUCUCGCAUAUAGCAUUUGUGCUUGUCUUGUCACAAAAUGACAGCCUUAAACGACUUACCCUUGCUGUAAGUAGAGUUAAUGUGAGCAAGUAGAUAGCUUUCCUACAACUGACUGCCAAUAAAAGUCUGAGAUGAUAAUUGUUCGUAUCUGGAUCCCUUUACCAUCGCUAGGCUGAGUUACCUGCGUAAGACCAUGCUGGAUCUUAAGGCGAAUCAGUUCUUAACCCUCCUAAAUGAUAGAAUGACAACAUAUCUUAUUGUAAUCCAGCCUAUGCACACGGUGAACUGUUCAACGAGUUAUCAAACCUGCUGUUGCAGUGAUUUAUCAAUUUUCCUCCCCCAUUGAGUAUUGAGCAUGAAGAAAGUUGUUGGUGAGAGGGGUGUUUUGCAUAGUUUUACCCUAAAUUCCCAUGAAAAGUUAAUGUAUGCUAUGACUAGUAAUAAUGUUUUGUACAUCACUAAUUAUAUAUUUGAUUGUUUUUCAGUUAAACUAUCCCCACCCAGUGUCGACCUCCAUGUAGAUGGCAGCUCAUUCAUUGUUCAUCUUACUCUACCUAAAAUCGAAUACAUGAACCUCACCCAGCGAUUCGAGGAUAUUUUCCCGUUUUCUCGUGUCUACACUAUACAUGUUCGAAGAACCUCAGAUAACCAUACAGUGAGUACAUAUAACCGUGCUGUGGUAGUAAUGCCAUGUUGUUAUCAUUGUAUACUGGAUUAGAAUUGGGUCCUUACAGUAGAUACAAGUAUCAGAUGUGAUUUGUUAUAAAAAAUAAUAUUGAUUUCUCAUUUUACACCUUCACCCACCCUAGACCUAAAAACUGCCUGUCAUGUAAUUUCUGUAUGGUGUGAGUUAUCAUAAUACAUUUUUUUGGUGUUUUCAGUUUGAACAGGAGGAGGACGAACUACAAUUCCUCAUCCCUGACCUGGCUGGAGGACAUGAGUACUGUGUGUCUGUACAAACUUCAGUCACAUCCCGCGGUAACAUUGGAAAGCUUUCCAAAGAACACUGUGCUUGGCUUCCAGUGAAUGGUAAAAAUAUUGGGUUACAAAAAACCUACUUAGUAAUACAUUAGCAUAAUUAUCCCUAAAUUAAUUAACUUCAUUUGAAAAAAAAAUCACAAUUUGUACUUCAAAUUUAUAAAAAAGAAAAAAAAUGGAAACCACUCACCUUCAGCCUUAGCAGACGGUGCAACAACCCUGUUCCCACCAAACUGGUAACUAAUAUACAAGAAAAACAUAUAGGUUUACGCUCCCCUCUAGUUGUGUGCAAAUAUACUUGAAACUGUGAAAGGGCACCAAUAAAGGAGUUUUUCCCAUAACCUGCUUUUUUCUUAGUAUAGCAGUUGUGAUUUUCAGCAACUAAAUAUAGAAGCUUGUGUCUCAUUUUAUGGGAUUCUUAAGAAUUAGUCACAAUCCCAGAGACAUCUAAGUAAAUUUUUCAUGUACAGAUAGAAGACAACCUUUGUUUGAUUCCUAUGGGAAAAUAACCUAUAGAUAAUAAAUAAAUAAAUAAACGUUUGUUUAAAUUACCAGUACCAUAAGUGUUCAUGGGGGUGGUGAGGAUUUAGUGGCUAAAGCCCUAAAUAUGGGACUCUUCAGCCUGGAUCUCUACACUUCUAGGUUAGAGUAGAGGUCUUUGAGUUUUUCUUCGGGCUCAAGCUCCAGCUGUUUUUAGAACCUAGUGGCACCCGUGACCAAUACAUUUCUCAGAAGAAAUAAAAUGCAAUACUUUGUGAUCAUAUCCACAUAGAUAGACUGAUAUGUUUGUAUGGAUAUUAUUUUCUGAGAUGGACUGUCUUUUUCUCGGCAGAAGUCGACAGCAGCGUGCUUGUCAUUGUGGCUUCCAGUAUCUUGGCGAUUGUGGCAUUCCUAAUCUUCUUCAACAUCUUCAUCUGUUUCUACCUUCGGAAAAGAGUGAAGACUCCACCAGCUCUGGUGAGCUACAUAGAUAUAAUGCUAAUCCUAUUGUGAAACCACAUAUCUUAUAGAUAUUAGUGGCGAUUUAUAUUUUUUAGAGCAAAGAAGUACUCUAAAAUACUACAAGUGGGGCAAUCUGCCUGGAAUAAUAAUGAUGAAAAAGGUUCCACUAGAGAACCAGAUGAAGUUGCCGGAGAAACUCCACGAUAAUGUGAUUAUAUUACAAAAUAGACAUAUAGGCCCAAAAAAGGGUAUAAUAGUCCAAAAAUUUAGAUCUCUCCAACAGAUAAAAUAAUAGUAGAACAACUUUAUUGAAAUAUCUAAAAAAUAGGAGACAACAUAGUACACAUUAAAAAGCCAUAUGGUGGUGCAUGAUAGGAUCAGGUAAAGUAUGUCUUAGAAGAUACACUUUAUGAGUUAAGAAUAGCUUAAACUACCCAAUUUCUCAGAAGAAGCAAUUCACCAUACAACUAAUAUUUUAUCUAUUGGAGAGAUCACCAUUUUUGGACUCAUGCCCUUUUUGGGCUUAUUUGUCUAUUUUGCAAUACUAUCUCCUUGGAAACCAGUGGAAUCGGCAGGCACAUACCAUUGGAUACCAUCCAAAUGUUUCAACACUUACAAAAACUUUCCAAAUUGAUUUAUCUACAGAUACCACCAUUAAAGUCUAAGGGAUUUUUUGUAGAUAAAUCAUUUGGAAAUUUUUCUAACAGUAUCUAACAGUAUUGAAUCAUUUGUGAUGAAGCUUAUUAAAAUGAAGCCUUAUUUAUAAAUGUCAGAGUUCUAUGUAAUUAGUAAUACUUAUUUUUAUCAUUUCCCUAGAAGUCUCUCAUUAAGAGAAGUUGGUCUUGGAUAGAUAGACCUGCUACUCCCACAGCGGAGGGCAAGAUUUCUUUACACUGGGAGAGUGAACUGACUGAUCAUCUCAUGUUGGAACCAAGAAAUUCCUUGUUGCGUAGCAGUGCUGACAGUGGAUUUGGAAGCCAGAUUUUAACAGGAAGAUGCAUAAUGCCUCUCAAUGGGUUCUCAAAAUAUGACAGAGAAGACACUGACCCAGAUACAAAUAGAAGUCAAACAACACAAAUUAUGGAUAUUCCUGUGAAUAGACAGAACUCAGAAAUCCACGGAGAUGACAGUGGGAUAAGCUUAUCCACGGAUUCCCCAGUUCUUAAACGCAGCUGUAGCAUAAGGGGGUCCAUAUAUGAAAAAGACUUUGAAAGUUCUGAAGACAGCAGCAAAGAGAUUCUGGAAAAUGAAGUAUCGGGAUAUCUGAAGCAGCCAGUUUCCAAGGAUGCUCCGAUAGAUGUAGAAGACAAAGAUAUUCAGAAAACUUGGCAACUAAGCACUAGUGAUUACCAUAAGCAAGGCUCGGAAAACUUAUACAAUUGUCAUUCGGAUUUUCAAGGACACUGUGAUGAUCUACAAGGACCUUGGACUCAGAUACCAGAAGGAUUUACUUCUACAGUCCCACUUACCCCAGCUUUCAGUCCUUUCAGCAGGGUUUUGUUGGACCUGGGGGUCAAUCCUCUUUCUCUGGGAGAUGUAGAGCUUGUGGAUAUUUCAUGAUUAACCAAAAGAUAGGACUUUAAAAUAAUGUUUCCUGAUAACAUUGAUGUAGCCAUGACAGGAUGAAAGACUCUUACCCUCAAUGUCCAAGCUGUAACAAUGCUCAGUUUUAACAGUCUUCCAAAGAUCCAAACAUUAAUCAGAAAAAUGUUUUCCUAAUAUGUGAUCUUCCUGUUCUGUAAAUAUACUGUAUCCAUUUUGCACAUUUUUGUACACUAAUUGGUAUAUUUAUUUGUACAUAUAAUUUUUUUUUAUCCUUGUAUAGUAGUUUUUUUAUUUUUGUUAUUUUUCCGUGCUGUAAUUUUCAUUCCUUAUUUAUUAAAAUUGUGUAAAAAAAUAUCGAGCAUUAUAUCGUCCAAUCAAGUAUAAGAUGAGAAAAAUAAAACAAUGUUUGAAUAAGGUGACAAAAGAGAAAAUAAAUCAGUGAAUCAAAGUUAUCACAUUAUAUGAGUGUUUAAAACUGAAAAAAAGAAGAUUGGGGAUACAAAAUGAGAGGAAUUAAGCUUGAAUUAUAAGUUUUGAUUAAGUGGGCCUUGAUUUUGGCUGAGUUCACUAUUUCCUGCCUUUUAUGUCAUAUUCAAUUAAAGACUUGCCAGAGUUGUGGAAAAAUAUUCCUACUCAGCUAUUCUUUCAGCUCACCGGCUAAAUCCUGAAAUUCCUGUAUCAAUUCAUGACUUUUUCUUUAGUUUAUUGAAUAUUUGAUGUCACGUCUUGGAACCCUCAACCUCUACUCCAGGAAGCAGCUGAUAAGAGAUCUGUACUUUAUAUGUUUAUAAUGUUCACUAAGGAGUAUAUGCCCAAACCCUGCAUCAUAACUGAGCGACAUGGAAUAGGUGGAGAGGGGACAAGUCAACUGUCAGUUGUGGUGACCUCAAAAAUUCAUCCCAAUACCCUCCAGCUGGUAUAAUCUUGUAAUGAAUCCUGAAAUAAAUCAUACACAAUCAGUCAUUGCAAUGGAAUCACUGCCAACACUAGUUUCCUAGAGAGAGCAAAGUCCAUCUCCACGGAGUCGUUGACUUAUUGACUAAGUAACCACGGCCUCAAUUUAGUAAGCUGUUCAAAUAAUUCAAUACUGUUAGAAAAGUUUCCAAGUGGUUUAUCUACAGAAGUCAUCAUUAAAGUCUUUGGCAUUUUUUGUAGAUAAAUUAUUUGGAAAUGUUUCUAACAGUCUUGAAUCAAUUAGAAAGCUAAUUAAAUCCAGGUCGAAGUCUAAUCUGGAGAAUCAGAGUUCCACAAAAGUUAUACAAAUAUGAGAUGUGUGUUUUUAUUUGAGGAUCAGUGAAUGAGGAUUCAGUCCACUGAAUUAUUUGAGGGUUUAUAACAUUUUGUAUAAUCCAUGUUUUAACUGUAUAUAUUUAUGUUGAGUCAGUGUAAAAAAAAUUGAAGCAUAUAAUGUUGUUAGCAAAAUGAAGAUGUAUUGAAUCAAAACAUGAGAAAUUGGGGGCAAACUGAUUGUAGCGGAUGGCACUGGGCUGUCCUGCAAAUGUCUUUGAAAUUACUGCAUUCGUGUGAUCUGCUAGUUUUCUAUGUGUUUUAAAAGAAUUGUAUUCCUCUGAUUGUUCGGUAGUUUCAUUCCCUUAGUUUAUUCGAAUGAAAAUACCGAACAACCAGACCUCCCCUGUGUGAAGUGUGUCCUCAAUUACCCGUUGCAACAUUGUUGCGAACGGGUAAUUGACUAGGAAGUAGCCGUCCUUUGUUCUCGGGGGUGGCCGCCAUUCGACAAACGAACACGUGGCGGCGGCCAUUUUAAAACUCCCGAACAGCUGUGUUUUGCCGUCGAGUGUCUGGAACUAAAAUCGGACACUCGAGUAGGCGAACACCGCUGAGACCUCCACAAGCCCGGUCCGUUC